UUUGUGGACUUCUGGCUUUUCCGGCAGGCAGGUAGCCACUCCUGAGGUGUGCGUCUCUCUUCCGACAAUGAGAAACCAGCCGAGUCUGGGGCAGAGCACAGCAGAUGCAUGAACAGCCCCACAGGACGGCCGGUGGUCCGCUCUUCGGAGGGGCUCACCCACAGAAACGACAUGGACCUCUCCUGUGUACAUGCCGAGCCUCCCGAUGGGGGCUGGGGGUGGAUGAUCGCUUUGGCAGCUUUCCUGCAGUCGGCCCUGGUCUUUGGGGUGAUUCGCUCUUUUGGAGUCUUCUUUAUGGAGUUCAUGGUUUAUUUCGGGGAGCCAUCUACUGCCACCUCCUGGAUCGCCUCUGUCACCGUGGCAGUGCUGAUGUUUGCCAGUCCUUUGGCAAGUGCCCUCAGCACACAGUAUGGUGAACGGCCCAUGGGCGUCAUCGGUGGGUUCCUUUCGGGGCUGGGUCUCUUCCUGGCCUCCUUUGCCACCAGCCUGGCUCAGCUGUACCUCUUUAUUGGCCUCCUCACAGGUAUUGGUGGUGCCCUCAUCUUCUCCCCUUCCUUGGCCCUGGUAGCUCGCUAUUUCAAGCGGCGCCGUGCCUUGGCCAACGCUUUGGUGUUCUCCGGCGCUGGCAUUUCUUCAUUGGCUUUCUCCCCGCUCUUCCAGUUUUUGGUGGAUUCCUAUGGCUGGCGUGGAGCCCUCCUGAUUGUGUCCGGCAUGGCCUUCAACCUGGUGGCUUGCGGGGCUCUCCUUCGGCCACUGCCCUCGGCCGGAAACGCUGCUUUGAGGACGGCUCCAGAGCAGGAGAGCCGCUGGGGCAGGCUGGCCUCUCUCUUUGGGCUGAGUUUGCUCUACCACCGACCCUUCAUGAUUUUCUCUGGGGCUGGAGUGCUGAUUACAGCAGGGUACUUCAUGCCUUUUGUACACUUGCUGCCCCAUGCCAGGGAGACGGGCUUUGAUGAAUACCAAGCAGCCUUCCUGGUGUCUGCCGUGGGCAUUGCUGAUAUAGCUGGACGCAUCGUAGCCGGCUGGCUAGCCAACUGUGGUCCUCUCCGUCUUGUCCACCACCUCACCCUCUGGGCCCUCCUGACGGGUGUCACCUUGCUCAUGGUGCCACUGGGACACAACUAUGCCUUGAUGGUGACCCUCAGCAUCUGCUAUGGGUUCCUGGCCAGCGCUAUCAUCCCACUGAAGUUCUCCACUCUGAUGGAAAUUGUGAGCACAGACCAAAUAAUGGGAGCGAUUGGACUUAUCCACUUGAUGGAAAGCUUUGGAGCUUUGUCAGGGCCUCCGCUGUCAGGCUGGAUUCGGGAUGCCACCGGCAGCUACACGGCUUCGUUCCAGGCAGCUGGCUCCAUCCUCAUUGCAGGGAGCUUGGUUCUACUGGCCUUGCCAAACUAUCUCCCCUGCCUCCCCGCAGCUUCUCUCAAGCCGCCAGAAGAUUGCAAAGAGGAAGAAGCUCUGGCAUCCAGCCAUCCCCCGUCCCCACACUGAAGAUGGAGGAUUCAGGACUGAGCAGAGCUGAGCUGGCCUCUGCGCCAUUUCUGAAAGAGGGACCUCCAAGGCAUUCCGUUUUUGCAUUCUCAAGUCAUAUAUUUAAAAACUGAGGUGGGAGAAAGGGAGGACAGGCAACAACUGUGUUGCUGCAGAGAGAGAGAGAGAGACACGCUGGGCCCCAAAUGCAAAGAUGGUUGUGCGAAGCGUCCCAGUGUGGGCCAUUGUACGAGGUCAGGGUGGAUAUUAAACUACUCGAG
This is a messenger RNA of Eublepharis macularius, 1748 nucleotides long. Its product is annotated as monocarboxylate transporter 13-like. Gene Ontology annotation, molecular function: monocarboxylic acid transmembrane transporter activity. Gene Ontology annotation, biological process: monocarboxylic acid transport; transmembrane transport. The transcript is spliced from 4 exons. The record is from RefSeq and is a predicted model, not a curated record. Bases 109 to 1488 code for a protein of 459 amino acids. NCBI's taxonomy places the organism in Eukaryota, Metazoa, Chordata, Lepidosauria, Squamata, Eublepharidae.